This is a messenger RNA of Paramuricea clavata, 1701 nucleotides long. The record is from the annotation of a GenBank genome assembly. Lineage: Eukaryota; Metazoa; Cnidaria; Anthozoa; Malacalcyonacea; Plexauridae.
AUGAAUAUUACUCUGUUUCAUUGGGGACUCCAUGCAUGGGUCGUCUACGUUCUGGUUGGUCUGCUAUUGGCCUAUGUUGGUCAUCGACAUGGUAGACCAAUGACAAUACGCUCUUGCUUUUAUCCUCUUAUUGGCGAUAGAGUGUAUGGCCUAGCCGGUGAUCUAAUAGAUACCCUGUCGGUUGUUGGCACAAUGUUUGGUGUCUGCACAUCUCUCGGACUGGGUGUAAUCACUUUGAACAGCGGACUUCAUCGUCUUAGUAGCAGUAUCGAUGAUGACGACCAGACUACGAGAAUUAUCAUCAUUUGGGUUAUCACUGCCAUGGCAACCAUAUCCGUUGUGUCUGGUUUGAAAGUCGGUAUUCGUCGUCUCAGCGAAAUAUGUUUCGGACUCGGGAUGUUUCUCAUGCUUUUUGUGUUUUUCCGCGGAAACACCUGGUAUUUCUUGAAUGUUUAUGUGCAAGGUGUUGGCUACUACUUUCAGUAUGCUAUAGAACUUAGUUUUCAUACUGAGGCAUAUGCACAGGAAGGGAAUGCUCCGGAUGGUAAAGAGAACCCAAACUGGAUGGAAGAUUGGACGAUAUUUUACUGGGGAUGGUGGAUAUCUUGGUCACCGUAUGUUGGUAUGUUUAUUGCGAAGAUUUCCCGAGGUAGAACAAUCAGGAACUACUUGAUGUGCACCAUGACUGCACCAAUCCUUUACACUUUUCUGUGGUUCAGCAUCUUUGGCGGCGCUGGUUUAACCAUGGAAAGAGAAGCCGCACUGGCAGGAAUAAACUGUUCGUCAGAGCUUGGGGGGAAAUAUGCCAAGGAGUCAUAUCAGGGUAUGUUCCGAUUAUCUUGUCGCACCGAGGCACAGAUGUUUUUUGACCUAAUGCAAAGCUAUAAUGAGAACCUAACUCCGUUCCUGUACGUGAUAUCUCUCGUAAGUAUUGCACUGUAUUUUGUAACAAGUUCCGACAGUGGUUCCUUGGUUAUUGACUGCCUUUCAGCCAACGGAAGUCACGAUCCACCUGUCAUACAACGUGUUUUCUGGGCUGUAACAGAAGGAGCCUGUGCUACAGGUCUACUCGUUGCAGGAGGUACUGACGCUCUAACUGCUCUUCAAACUGUUUCAGUGGCUGCUGGGUUGCCUUACACUGUCAUCGUUUGCUUCAUGUGCGUUGCUCUUUGGAAAGCGAUCACAUCCGAAGGCAACCCUGACAGAAAAAGUUCUGGAUUCCUGACCAGUUUAUUCCACGUGUUUACCUUCCCUCUUUCUUUACAAAAAUUGCUCGAUUUGGUCAUUGCUGUAACAAUCCCAUGGCUUCCAGCAGGACGCGCAUCUGCAAAGGUUGGUGGUCGAAAAAUGUACGUCCCCAUGGUGACAAUGGCGGUGCUUUUCAACACUUUUAUAAUACUACUCAUCCUGCAAAAGGUGGAGACCGAUAUAGCGUACAUUGGUUGGGUCGUAUUGAUGGGAUAUUUUGCUUACGUCACAGGAAUACGUGCAGAGGUCAGGAAAGCUUUCGAAAUCGAUGGAAAUAUGUUUCAAGAUUUUCUCGUUGUUAUGUUCCUGCAUCCUUUUGCCGUAGAUCAGCUGGACAGGCAGAUGUUGUAUGAGCGCACCAUGAAUGACGCAAACGAUGGAGCAGAAAUGCAAGAUUUCGAAAGAAAUGCGACGGACAUAGAAGAAAAAGAAACAUUUAUAAAAAGGUCUUAA